AUGGCGGCAGACCAGGGAGGAAACAAUGGGCAGCCUGUGGCGCAGCCCGUGAGCAGGGAGAAGAUCCUGCAUGCACUUGCGUCUCUUAUGGCCAAUAAAGAUGCAGCCUACGUUGCAGGGGUACGCAGCCGGGCAGCCAAGGGCGACUUGAAGAUCAAGGGGGAACACAUCACCGCAGAGAUUGUGGAUGAAGCCCUCACACGCUUGCCCAAGACAGAAGAGAAGCCCAAGGUGGCCUCCGAGCCCACUCCGGCAGCCGGGGCUCGCUGGACCCCAUCCUCUGCUUCCAUUGCAUCCAUCGUCAGCAAGGCGCUCAUGGAGUGUGAAGAUGCUGAGCAGUACAUGGAGCGGGUCCGGGUUGUCGGGGAUGCCAAGGUGGCAGUCUUGCCAAGGCCAGAUGUCAACACUACGCCCACUGGGGAAUUCCUCUGUUCAGAGGAGUGGGCAGACACUGUGGCACGGCUUGUGAAUCGCAAAGACGGCCGCGUCUAUGUGCGCCUUCGCAACUUCAGCGGCUGGGUAUCCUCACGAUCCCGAAAUGACUACAACAAGGUAGUGCUGGACGUGGAGGACGGCAAGGAUCCGUUGGAGCCUGGCACUGCGCAGGUUAUUGCAACCAGCCGGGCCAUGCGCCUGCUGCCGCACAUGACGCAGGAAGGCUACCAGAUCUCCAAUGCCAGCGGCACGAAGGUCCGCCGCUUCCGCACCACUGUCAUCACGCCGAUCCUUCAAGCGGCCGAUUGCAGCGCUGCGAACGUUGCAAAGCUACAGCCGAAGGAGGAGUUUCUUUCAGAUGGCGCCUUCCUCCGUGCUGCGGAUGGCCGAGCAUACCUUCAUCUCAAGGAUGGCAAAGGUUGGAUCUGCGAGCGCACGAAGUCGGACUUUUCCAAGCUGGCCAUCGAACCUUGUGGCUCCGCCGAAGAUCUCGUCGAGGAAAUUGAGGAGCCCGGAGUUCCGCAGCCUGCCCGGGCCCGCGCCGGUGGCAAGAAGAAGGUCUUCCUGCUGGAGCAUGCCGAAGUUACCGAAGUUCCCGAGACCGUGGCCCACGAUGCUGCACAACCAGGUGCCGAUGCCGAGGCAGCACCAUCUGAGGUGGUCUUUCGCUCCGAUGCAGAGAUCUGGCCUGAGGAAUAUCACCCCCCGAAGCCCAUCGGGCGCACCACGCGCUUGGCACUUCGGCGUCUCUACGUUUGUCACGGGAAGAAGGUGAAAGAGUGUGAAGAGGAUCUGAAGGAGGUGACCGCCAAAGCAGCCACCUUUGGCCGAGCCUGCCCUGCUCAGAAGGAGUUGCUCCAGUACGCCGAGGACCUGAAAAAAGAGAUGCAGAAGGCGAAGAAGGAGUGGUCCGCCGCAGUCAAGAAAGAAUUGUCCGGAUCUGCCGCUCUGUCUCCGGGUGGCCACUCACCUGCGAAGUCCGACGCGUCGAAGUCUGUCUGGCCACGGGUCAACCAUGCUCCGCAGCUGUUGCUAGAUCAAGCUGUUGCCACACGUCUUCGGCCACUGAGAGGGAUGGCAAGCGAUGGCCGCGGGAUGACCCUGGGCCUAGCCCUGGGCGCAGCUUUGGUAGCAGUGCCCUGUCACGAUUUUCAGAGCUUCCGAGAGGGGAUAAUAUAG
This is a messenger RNA of Symbiodinium sp. CCMP2592, 1614 nucleotides long. NCBI's taxonomy places the organism in Eukaryota, Dinophyceae, Suessiales, Symbiodiniaceae. The record is from the annotation of a GenBank genome assembly.